Hypanus sabinus (Atlantic stingray) is the source of this 3856-nucleotide messenger RNA. It is a transcript of the gene nr4a3, whose product is annotated as nuclear receptor subfamily 4, group A, member 3. The coding region runs from base 755 to 2524 and encodes 589 amino acids. Gene Ontology annotation, biological process: regulation of transcription by RNA polymerase II; cellular response to corticotropin-releasing hormone stimulus. Gene Ontology annotation, cellular component: transcription regulator complex; nucleus. Lineage: Eukaryota; Metazoa; Chordata; Chondrichthyes; Myliobatiformes; Dasyatidae. Gene Ontology annotation, molecular function: nuclear glucocorticoid receptor binding; zinc ion binding; nuclear receptor activity. The transcript is spliced from 8 exons. The record is from RefSeq and is a predicted model, not a curated record.
UUCUCGAGCCUGUCAGCAGCUCGUCAUCACUCGUGUACUGCCUGUGCGUGCACGGCCGCAGGCGCGCCGUUCAGGGGCCGGCCAGGAAAAUCUCAGAAGACCAAUUUCAACACACACAAUAAAGAAAAGGGGCAGCUGACGUGUCUCGCCAUAACGUGACGUAUACGGCCCGGAGGCGUCACAAUUGACGUUUAUUGCAUUCCAGCCGCACUUAUGGAGAUACCGGCGUUCCUCCUAUAGGCGAGCAGCUUUUGCAAACACCCGCCCCCUUCUUAAACAUAAAUGACGUUCACAAAGUGAGGAAUUGUACUGAUAUCUGUCUGCACAUAAACAAAGGCACAUUGCAAUCGGAGGAGCGUUCACAACACAGACAAGGAACUGAGGAAAGAGUUUCAAACACUUUUCGCCACCGAUGAACUCCUGUGAAGAAAAUUCCGGAUCGCAAUAGAACUAAUUCGCUUACUGGCAGUAAUAUUUUAAAGACAACUGUCUCUGUGAAUUAUCCAUGACUGGGACUGGACGUCUACUCGUAACUUGGAAGGCAGUUUGAUUACAUGUAAAGACGGAACCGUCACAGCAAUCAAAUCUUGGUUCGGAAGAGCUUCCCCCACCGAGCCCGAAUACCGAGUCAGGGCAGCGGAGUGCCGAGAGCAGCCAACCCAGUGACAGCGCAUUGACAGCGGCCGAGCCCCUGGCAGCCUACCGAGCCAACAUUCAGCGAGCCAAAUAUCUCCCUUCCUCAGCACACACAGAUAUGCCCUGUGUGCAAACUCAGUACAGCUCGUCGCCACAAGGUGCCAGUUUCGCGGCUCAGAGUUACGUUUAUGGUGGAGAUUACAGCUCUGACUUCGUGCACACUGAAUCCCCCUACAUGAAGUUCGGCGUGGACAUGGGCAGCACUGAGAUCACAGCCACUACAGCCCUGCCCAGUUUCAGUACCUUCAUGGAGACGGGCUACUCCGGCAGCUACGAGUUCAAACCGUCCUGUGUGUACCAAAUGCACGCUUCCUCUCAGAGACCCCUCAUUAAACUGGAAGACCCCUCCCAUCACGGCUACCAGCCAUCCAUCCAGCACCAAGCCGAGGAUAUCAUGCCGUCCACCUCUGUUUACUUCAAGCAGUCUCCGCCUUCGACUCCUACAACACCACAGUUCACAACUCCGCAGGCCUCUCUUUGGGAUGAACCUCACACUUUGGCCCCAGUGACCCAGACUUGUAUGACCUCGGGUCAUAUCUUGGAUGCUUCCCUGAAGACCACGCCACCGAGAUUCCCAGUAUUCGCCUUCAAACAAUCUCCGCCGCACACUCCAGCCUCCAGCAGCCAUGUGUGUUAUGAGCCCACGUUGAACAUGCCAUUGGGAGCUGAUAGUACGUCCACGCAGUCGGUAAUGGACACGCAUCAGUAUUCACUGCACUUGGUUAAGGGGUCUGGAUUGGGCUUCCACCCAUUGCCUGUUAGCCAGAGUACCCAGAGCCUCCCUUCUCCCCCGAACAGAGGCUCCUCCUCUGCAGAGGGGAUGUGUGCUGUUUGUGGAGACAAUGCAGCGUGUCAGCAUUAUGGAGUCAGGACCUGCGAGGGAUGCAAGGGAUUUUUUAAGAGGACAGUGCAAAAAAAUGCAAAAUAUGUUUGCUUGGCAAACAAAAAUUGUCCCGUGGACAAGAGGCGGCGUAAUCGAUGCCAGUACUGCAGGUUCCAGAAAUGCCUCAGUGUGGGGAUGGUUAAGGAAGUGGUCCGUACUGAUAGUUUAAAGGGGAGAAGGGGUCGUCUGCCCUCCAAACCAAAGAGCCCUCUCCAGGAACCAUCACCACCCUCACCCCCGAUUAGUUUCAUGAAUGCUCUUGUGCGGGCACUUGUAGACACCACUCCCAGCAGUCAUAAUUACUCUCAGUUCUGUGCUACUGAGCAGCCAACAGCUGGAAAGGAUGCUGAGUAUGUGCAUCAGUUCUAUGGGCUCCUUGCUAGCUCUAUGGAGGUCACUCAGAGCUGGGCUGAGAAAAUACUAGGGUUCAGUGAUCUUCCUAAAGAAGAUAAGGCUCUACUCAUUGAAUCUUCUUUCCUUGAACUCUUUGUACUGAGACUUUCUCACAGAUCUGCUCCAGCAGAGGAUAAGUUUGUGUUCUGUAAUGGACUUGUUUUGCAUCGACUUCAGUGCCUUCGUGGAUUUGGUGAAUGGCUUGACACAAUCAAGGAAUUCUCUACAAAUUUACAAAGCCUUAAUUUUGAUGUUUCAACUUUUGCAUGUCUAGCAGCUCUAGUUAUGAUCACAGAUCGCCAUGGGUUGAAGGAACCAAAGAAAGUGGAAGAAUUGCAAUCCCGGAUCAUCAGUUGCUUGAAGGAACAUGUAUCAUUCAACAGCCCUGGAGAAAACAAAGGGCAGCCGUUAUCCAAGGUAGUGGCGAUCAUCCCUCAGCUGCGUUCUCUCUGUACGCAGGGGCUCCAACGCAUUUUCUACCUAAAACUCGAGGACCUGGUGCCACCCCCGGCCAUCAUCGACAAACUGUUUCUGGAUACACUGCCUUUUUGAGAUGUUUUACCUCUUUUGCUUUCCCUGACAAUAACACACUUCUGUAACCAAGUGGAUUGUGUAUAGGGGAGAAUAAAACAGCUGGUGCUCUGCUGUCUGUACCCUACAAAGCAGCUCUUAAUAUCCAUAUCCAAGAAUAUUUCCUGGUUCUUUAUUCUGAAGGACCCUAUACGUUAAAAACUCUUGCUGCUUUUGGGAAUGCUGAGGUGGCACCUUGAGAACGAUGCCUGAUAGAAGUGAUUAUCUGACUCUUUUUUUCGGUCUGUAAUUUGUCAUCCCAAAAUUCUUGGGUGACUACUAUAACUUUUUUUAAAAAAUGUUAACAACAAAGUUGUUACAAAAAUAGUAUGCUUUUUAUUGUGAUUGAUGCCUUUAGUAUAGCUCCUGAUGUGUCAUAUGUACAGCAAGUGGUGGUGAAAGGAGUCACCGCUGAUGAAAAGCUCUGUUUUUAGAAUGCAGUGAUGAAAGGCUGUUGGCUCACAUGUCCAAGUGCAAUUUAUUUGAAAGUGCUACAACUUCAAGAAGUUUAUUUUGUUGGUUUUGUUUUUUUUUCGAACUCUAAUUUAUUGUAAUACUAAAAGAAUUUGAUGAAAUAUAAGAUAUUGCUGGCACUAACUUUACUGACAAAGUUACCUGAACUUGAAUUAUAGUGAUAUAUGUACUGAUGAAAGUACAGUUGAUGCAGGGACACUUUGUGAACCAGAAGAGCACCUACAGAUUGCAUAGGAAGAAGAAUAUAUAGGGAGUCAAGGGGUGGGGGGGGCUUCGAGAAACACAUUUAAUUUUUACAAUCUUUUGUGAAGUGUUUUAAGGAUGAUCAUGUACAGUUUGGACAGAAGGAUCUUGAGAUACAAGAAGAAUCAAAUAUUCUGUCAGAAUUAGUUGUUCUACCAGCCGACUUUACAAAUCCAGCAGUUUCUACUGAAUACUGUAGUUGUCAGAAUGUAGGUGCUAGUAGGAUGCAGGUCAACUGCAUUAAACAUUCCGUGUUCGUAAAAGUUUUUUGUAUGAUGUUUAUACUGUUGAUGCCAUAUACUAAUACAAAAUACUUUUGUUGCAUAACAUCUUUUCUAUAAAGAUUAUAUGCAUGUUAUUGUAAUGGCUUUGCCUGUAUUUAUUGCAACAAUUGCUGGUUGCUUAGAGUAACUCUGCAGGCUGAAUUCAGGAACCCUAGCUGUUAAAGGGGCAGUGCCUUGUGUUUGACAACAGAGUGAAUUCACAAACCAUCUCUGUGCUCCCUCAGCAUCCAAUAGUGUUCUGUUGUGUUAGCCUGUGUGUUUUCAAAUGUUGAGUACAUUGUACAUAGAUAUGUAAAUUAAAAUAUUAAAUUGA